Messenger RNA from Calypte anna (Anna's hummingbird), 1879 nucleotides. RefSeq names its product UTP6 small subunit processome component (gene UTP6). Lineage: Eukaryota; Metazoa; Chordata; Aves; Apodiformes; Trochilidae. Gene Ontology annotation, molecular function: protein binding; snoRNA binding. Gene Ontology annotation, cellular component: Pwp2p-containing subcomplex of 90S preribosome; small-subunit processome. Gene Ontology annotation, biological process: maturation of SSU-rRNA from tricistronic rRNA transcript (SSU-rRNA, 5.8S rRNA, LSU-rRNA). The record is from RefSeq and is a predicted model, not a curated record.
GCGUGGUUCCCCCCGCGGUACCGCAGCCAUGGCGGAGCGGGUCGAGCAGCGGCUGGAGGACCGCAUCCCCGAAUUGGAGCAGCUGGAGCGGGUCGGGCUGUUCACGCGGAAGGAGAUCAGGGCUGUGCUGAAGAAGGCCUCGGCUCUGGAGUACAAAAUACAGCGGAGAGCGCUUCGGAAGGAGGAUUUUAUUAAUUAUAUUCAGUAUGAAAUUCAUCUGCUGGAGCUAAUCAAGAAAAGAAGAGCACGCACUGGAUAUUCAUUUAAGAAGGAUGAAAUUGAGUACUCUAUUCUUCACAGAGUCCAUUGCCUCUUCAACCGUGCUACAGGAAAAUGGAAAGAUGAUGUCCAGCUUUGGCUUUCACAUGUUGCAUUUUGCAAGAAGUGGAAUUCAAAGCAUCAGCUUAGUAAGGUCUUUUCUACCAUGUUGGCCAUACAUCCUGAUAAACCAGCACUGUGGAUUAUGGCAGCAAAAUGGGAGAUGGAGACAAGGCUCUCAUCAGAAAGUGCCAGGCGCUUGUUCCUUCGUGCUCUGCGCUUCCAUCCAGAGUGCCCAAAGCUUUAUCAAGAAUAUUUCAGAAUGGAGCUGAUGCAUGCUGAAAAACAGAGGAAGGAGAAGAAAGAAUUUGAAAAAGCAAAGAUGGACUUGGGAGAAUUCAAUUACUCUGAAGAGAUUCUCAAUGGGGAAAUGGCUCGCAUAAUUUACAGGGAUGCUGCUCAGAAAAUUAAAGGUGUUGAGUUCCAUCUGGCUGUGCUUUCUAUUGCAAAACUCUUUGCUUUUACCCAAGAUUUGCAAAAAGAAAUUCUGGAAAGUCUGCAGACCAAGUUUGCUGAUGAUCCUCUGACAUGGGACUACAUGGCCCGUCGUGAGCUGGAGCUGGGGUCCCUGCAGUCCACAGAACACACCACAAAACAGAUGAAAGUAUCUGAAAUGACCCAGAGAGAGGAGCGAUGCUGUGCAGUCUUUGAAGAGGCUGUGAGAGCAGUCCCAACAGAGGACAUGUGGAAAUGCUACAUUACUUUUUGCUUAGAGAGAUGUAAGAGGAAAACCAACAGUGACGAAUUAAAGCAAAAGAGGCUGGAGAGGACACUGAGUGUGUUCAGCAAAGCCCAUGAGUCCAGUUUGCUGCCAGAAGCUCUCUAUAAGCAAUGGCUUCAGCUCUUACUGGAGUCCAACCUCCUUGAGAAGGCUGCAGAGGUGGUAGGAGCCGCAACGAAGCGCUUCAGCCUGUCAGUGGAAAUGUGGCAGAUGAGGCUGCAGGUGCUCAUCCAGCUGAAGAGUGACAAUGUGACCCAGUGUUUUGAAGAAGCCAUUAAGCAUCUGAAAUCUAAGGGCACUUUGCCAUUAUGGACCCUCUGGGUGGAAUGGAGUGAAGGCACAAACAGCAAGGAAGACACAGAAGCUCUCUACCAGAGAUCCUUACGUGCCACAACUCCUGCUGAAUCUGUGACUAUGAAAGAAAAGUAUCUUGACUGGACUUACAGAAGUGGUGGUUAUAAGAAAGUUAAAAAACUCUUUACCAGCCUGUGUGAAAACCGUCCAUUUUCACUUGACUUCUUCAGGAAGAUGAUCCAAAUAGAAAAGGAGCAGGAAUCCUGCAAAAUGCUCCAUCUAAGAGAAUACUAUGAACGCUUGAGAGAGUUUGGUUCAACAGAUUCUGAUCUCUGGGUGGAUUACGUCAAAGAGGAGCUAAGUCAUCCUCAUGGCAAACCUGAAAACUGUGGGAGCAUUCAUUGGCGAGCUAUGAAGAUGUUGCAGGGAGAGCUGGUGGAAGACUUUGUUUCCAAAUACACUCUAUUGCAAACGGGACAUUUAUGAAAAAUUAUAAAUAUACUUGUGACAGUGAAGAUUUUUUUGUUUUAAACUUCUUUGUACAAA